UAUCGCGAGGACUGUACGCAAUGCUUCGACUCUAUCGUAAGCUGAUAUGUGAACCCCAGGUGCUCCCAGGCUCACGUAGACUUACACAACCCAGGAUGACCCCAGCGGCCUCGAUGUUUGCCUGUUCUGCUUUAACGGCGGCUGCACGAGCGAGCGGAACCACUCCUCCCUCCACGCGUCCAAGACAAGCCACCCUCUCGUCCUAAACAUCAAGCGCACGCGCAAACAUGUCCAACGCGACGAGCCUCCCCAGAAGGUCUCUAAACUCGCCAUUGCCGCCGAGACCGAGGCCGACCGCUAUGACACAACAACGGCCGUGAAGUGCUACGCUUGCGGCGUCGACGGCGUAGACAAGAGCUCGGGGAAGCUCUCAGAGGUUGUCGAUGCAGUGUUGAAGGCCAAUACCUUCGCGCGGCAAGAGGAAGUCAAGGCGUGGGAGCAGGAGAUGACGGCAUGCGAGCACACACUUUGUCUGGAGCAGGAUGCGGCACGCCAGAUAGAGCCCCAGGGCCUGGGCCAGUGCUCUUCGUGCGACCUCAAGGAGAACCUGUGGCUCUGCUUGUCAUGCGGCAACCUGGGCUGCGGGCGACAGCAAUUCGGCGGCAUCGGCGGCAACUCCCAUGGCGUGGCGCACACGAAAUCUUCAGGUCAUCCUGUGGCUGUCAAGCUUGGCUCUUUGACCGCUGACGGGACUGCCGACAUCUACUGCUAUGCCUGCGACGAGGAGCGCGUCGACCCAGAGCUACCCAACCACUUGGCACACUGGGGCAUCAACAUCAAGGACAGAAUCAAGACGGAGAAGAGCUUGACCGAGAUGCAGGUGGAGCAGAAUCUCUUGUGGGAGUUCUCCAUGACUACGGAAGAUGGCAAGGAGCUGAAGCCGCUGUUUGGGCCCAACUUCACCGGCCUGAAGAAUCUUGGAAAUAGCUGCUAUCUUAACAGCACGCUGCAGGCUUUGUUUGCCAUGCCCGAAUUCGCGGAUCGCUACUACCUUCCGGACCAGCCUCCACCAGAUGCUCCCCAGCCUGCCGAAGACUUGGAGACUCAGCUUCGAAAGAUCGCCGACGGUCUACUGUCAGGGCGUUACUCGAAGCCUGAUAGCGAUGUUAUCGUAUCGGAGAAUACCCCAGAGGUUCCUCACCAGAAAGGACUUGCUCCUGCCAUGCUGAAGCACCUCAUCGGACGCGGCCACGAGGAGUUCUCCACAAUGCGACAGCAAGAUGCAUUCGAGUUGUUGUUACACCUCUUGAAGCUCAUCUCAAGGUCACAGCAUGUGGCACCCGCCCAAGACCCAGUCGACGCCUUCAGAUUUGUCAUGGAGCAGCGCUUACAGUGCCUCAACUGCAAGAAGGUUCGGUAUCGAGAUGAUGAGCAAGAGAACAUAUCAAUCCCAGUUCCCAUUCGAAGGCUACCUAAGGACGACUCGAUGGAAGUGACGGACAGCGAAGGCAAGGAGAAGCCCAAAGAGGAGUUUGAGUCCGUCACGCUGAAGGAAUGCUUGGACAUCUUCACAGCUGAUGAAGUAGUCGAGCUUACCUGUGAGGCCUGCGGUAGCAAGGCAGGCUUCACCAAGAAGAGCUUGUUCAAGACUUUCCCUGCGGUACUGGCAGUGAACGCACGUCGCUUCGAGAUUGUAAACUGGGUGCCGACUAAACAAGACGUACCAGUCAUCGUUGGUGACGAGGCUUUCUCAUUCGACACAUACAAAUCAAAGGGUCUCCAGCCAGAUGAGGAGCUACUUCCUGAGGAUGCCGACACAGGCAGUGCGGCAAGCAAGUGGGUGCCAAACGAAGGGGCAUUGUCCAUGCUCGAAGCAAUGGGUUUCCCCCGAGUCCGGUGCGAGAAGGCCUUGCACGCAACUGGAAACGCGGAUCCGGAGGCUGCAUCCAAUUGGCUAUUUGCGCACAUGGAGGAUCCUGAUAUCGAUACUCCAGUAGACUUCAAUGCAGGCAGUGGCUCUGGUGGUGGAGCUUCAUCAGCUGUUGACCCUGAGAAGAUUGAGAAUCUGGGUGCAAUGGGCUUCAGCGCGCCACAGGCACGACAGGCACUGAAGGAGACUGGAGGCGACAUGGAGCGAGCUGUGGACUGGCUAUUCAGCCAUCCAGAUGCUCAAGGAGAUUUCGACGAGGGCGGCAGUUCGGAGGAACCAACGGCUGCGAAAGAGAAGACAUUGGCAGGGAGCGACAAGCUGCCGGCCAAGUUCCAGCUGCAGUCGAUUGUUUGUCACAAGGGCAGCUCUAUCCACGCCGGGCACUAUGUCGCGUUCGUGCGCAAGCAGAUCCCCGACGAGCAAUCUGCAGCCUGGGUGCUCUUCAACGACGAGAAGGUGGCCAAGGCAGCAGAUGUGGAAGACAUGAAGAAGUUUGCCUAUGUGUAUUUCUUUAGGCGUUUGUAAGCGGGGGGUCUGGGUCCUGCAUAUUGGGGAGCACUAGCAUUGCGGGCGGCGCAGAGACGGCGGGAAGGUGUCAACAUGUUGGAUUCGGAGCGGGCGCAAACAUCAUACUGGAAAGCACAACGAAGCAUAGACAGGACAGCCGGGUUGACGACGGGAUACAAUGCACGAUAUGAUGAUCAGAUAAGAUAGCAACAGCAUGUUGGUAACG
Molecule: messenger RNA, 2603 nt
Organism: Paraphaeosphaeria sporulosa
Lineage: Eukaryota; Fungi; Ascomycota; Dothideomycetes; Pleosporales; Didymosphaeriaceae
Product: cysteine proteinase
Exons: 3
Coding region: 446-2395 (649 amino acids)
Biological process (GO): protein deubiquitination
Molecular function (GO): protein binding; cysteine-type deubiquitinase activity; zinc ion binding
Source: RefSeq, a predicted model, not a curated record